Messenger RNA from Glycine soja, 753 nucleotides. RefSeq lists its product as uncharacterized. The record is from RefSeq and is a predicted model, not a curated record. Lineage: Eukaryota; Viridiplantae; Streptophyta; Magnoliopsida; Fabales; Fabaceae. Gene Ontology annotation, biological process: regulation of circadian rhythm; response to cold. The transcript is spliced from 3 exons. The coding region runs from base 146 to 529 and encodes 127 amino acids.
AAUCUGUUAUCAACCAAAUACACUUGAUCCUUUAACCCAUCGAAACCCUCUCUUCAGACAUCAUUAAAACAACCUCACUCUCCUCCUAGGAAUCCCCGAAGAAACUACGAGCGCCACCGCAGCAUCGGUUCCUCCACCCACCGCGAUGGCGCAGGUGCCGGCGAGCGAAGCGACGGCGUUCUGGACGGACGAGAAGCACGUGCACUUCCUCAACUCCAUGGAAGCCUCUUUCGUCCGCACAAUGCUCCAAAACCAAGGCAACUCCGUCUCCACCACGCGCCACUCUCUGCCACUCGACCGUUACCUCCCCGACUCCUCCGAAUCCACCUUGGAUUUGAAACCAAACCCUCGCCGCCGCACCAUAAAACACCAUGCACCCUCAGAUUCAAUGGGUCCAACAACCAGAAGAACAAGGAGGAGAUCAUCUCAGCCCUACAAUUCGUCACAGGACCAGGCGGUCCCACAAGUAGAAAACGAAAGAGAAGGUGCAGCAUGCAAUUGGGACGAUGAUAAAAGAGCAGAAAAUUAAUGUUUAGUGUACCUUUUUCCACCAACCUCCCUACCCCUCUUUCAUUUUUAUUCUGCCCAGUUCUUUUAUUUUUACCAUUUAUUUGUACUUUAUCUUCUUCCCAAAAUUUGUCUCCUCUAGUAUAUAGUAUGUAGUAUUUGGUCUUUUUCGAUCUUUUUCUCAAAUUCGUGUCAUGUAAGGGUUUUUUUUUUUUUUAAAUAUCGAAGUGUUGGCAUUUAACUACC